AUGGCUAUAAAUUUGAAUGGUAUGCAUUAUGUAGGGAAUGAUGGUACAUAUCGUGCUGCAGAGCCUGCCCCUAAGGGUGUUCAAACCGUAAAAGUCCAGCCUAUUGCAGUUCCAGCCAUUAUUGUAGAAGAAAUAAAGGAAGUUACUAGAAAUUUUGGUGAUGAGGCGUUAAUUGGGGAGGGUUCAUUUGGCAGAGUGUAUUUUGGUGUGCUUAAAAACGGGAGAAGUGCAGCCAUAAAAAAAUUAGAUGCAAGCAAGCAGCCAGACCAAGAAUUUUUGGCACAGGUUUCCAUGGUAUCAAGGCUAAAACAUGAAAAUGUUGUGGAGCUGAUCGGUUAUUGUGUUGAUGGGAAUCUCCGUGUUCUUGCCUAUUGA
Molecule: messenger RNA, 375 nt
Organism: Phoenix dactylifera (date palm)
Lineage: Eukaryota; Viridiplantae; Streptophyta; Magnoliopsida; Arecales; Arecaceae
Source: RefSeq, a predicted model, not a curated record